This is a messenger RNA of Physeter macrocephalus (sperm whale), 7364 nucleotides long. It is a transcript of the gene TRIM62, whose product is annotated as tripartite motif containing 62. NCBI's taxonomy places the organism in Eukaryota, Metazoa, Chordata, Mammalia, Artiodactyla, Physeteridae. The transcript is spliced from 6 exons. Gene Ontology annotation, biological process: innate immune response; positive regulation of canonical NF-kappaB signal transduction; protein ubiquitination. Gene Ontology annotation, molecular function: ubiquitin protein ligase activity; protein binding; zinc ion binding. The record is from RefSeq and is a predicted model, not a curated record. The coding region runs from base 542 to 1969 and encodes 475 amino acids. Gene Ontology annotation, cellular component: cytoplasm.
UAUUCGUUAUCCUCUCAAAUUAGCUGUUCCCCAGCCCCCAUCCGCCGCAGGGACCCCAAGCGAGACCUGGAUGUUGUUCCAAGUGCACACCCUGAAGGAACAGCUGGGUUUCGCACCCCCGGGAGCUGGAGAAUGGUGGGGGCGGGGAGGGGGUCAGCUGGCUGCAGGCCGGGCCACGCCCCUCCUCUCCCCCGCCCGCAGCGGGGGCGGAGUCGCUGAGGCCCCGCCCUCGGGGGCGGGGAGGGAGCCACCUCCGCCGGCUACUCAGGCUCGGCUGGUUCCGGGUUGAGAGGCUGCGCUCGGACCGGAGCAGUGGCCGCUGAGCCGGCGGGGGUAAGGGGCCGCGCGGAGCCGGGUCUUGGGGCCGGGAUCGGGCAGCUGAGCGUGCUCACAGCCCUCCUCUCCUCUGCCAGGCACAGCCGAGCUUCUGCUUCUCCGGGCCUGCUCCCCGCACCCAUCCCUAGGUGCUGCCCCCGACAGCGUCGCGCUCUCCAGCCGGCCCCCUGCAUCUCGGGGGACCCUCUCCGCCGUCCCCGGCGCCAUGGCGUGCAGCCUCAAGGACGAGCUGCUCUGCUCUAUCUGUCUGAGCAUCUACCAGGACCCGGUGAGCCUGGGCUGCGAGCACUACUUCUGCCGCCGCUGCAUCACCGAGCACUGGGUGAGGCAAGAGGCUCAGGGCGCCCGCGACUGCCCCGAGUGCCGGCGCACGUUUGCCGAGCCCGCGCUCGCGCCCAGCCUCAAGCUGGCCAACAUCGUGGAGCGCUACAGCGCCUUCCCCCUGGACGCCAUCCUCAACGCACGCCGUGCCGCGCGACCCUGCCAGGCACACGACAAGGUCAAGCUCUUCUGCCUCACGGACCGCGCGCUGCUCUGCUUUUUCUGCGAUGAACCCGCGCUGCACGAGCAGCACCAAGUCACGGGCAUCGAUGACGCCUUCGAGGAGUUGCAGAGGGAGCUGAAGGAGCAGCUUCAGGCCCUUCAGGACAGUGAGCGGGAGCACACGGAGGCGCUGCAGCUGCUCAAGAGACAGCUGGCGGAGACCAAGUCUUCCACCAAAAGCCUGCGCACCACCAUUGGGGAGGUCUUUGAGCGGCUGCACCGGCUGCUGCGGGAACGGCAGAAGGCCAUGCUGGAGGAGCUAGAGGCAGACACGGCCCGCACACUGACUGACAUUGAGCAGAAAGUUCAGCGCUACAGCCAGCAGCUGCGCAAGGUGCAGGAGGGGGCCCAGAUCCUGCAGGAGCGGCUGGCUGAAACUGACCGGCACACCUUCCUGGCCGGGGUGGCCUCGCUGUCUGAGCGGCUCAAAGGGAAAAUCCAUGAGACCAAUCUGACCUACGAAGACUUCCCAACCUCCAAGUACACAGGUCCCCUGCAGUACACCAUCUGGAAGUCCCUGUUCCAGGACAUCCACCCAGUGCCAGCCGCCCUGACCCUGGACCCGGGCACCGCCCACCAGCGUCUCAUCCUGUCCGACGACUGCACCAUCGUGGCCUACGGCAACCUGCACCCACAGCCGCUGCAGGACUCACCGAAGCGCUUCGACGUGGAGGUGUCGGUGCUGGGCUCUGAGGCCUUCAGUGGCGGCGUCCACUACUGGGAGGUGGUGGUGGCGGAGAAGACCCAGUGGGUGAUCGGGCUGGCACACGAAGCCGCGAGCCGUAAGGGCAGCAUCCAGAUCCAGCCUAGCCGCGGCUUCUACUGCAUCGUCAUGCACGACGGCAACCAGUACAGCGCCUGCACUGAGCCCUGGACGCGGCUCAAUGUCCGCGACAAGCUCGACAAGGUGGGCGUCUUCCUGGACUACGACCAAGGCCUGCUCAUCUUCUAUAACGCCGAUGACAUGUCUUGGCUGUACACCUUCCGCGAGAAGUUCCCUGGCAAGCUCUGCUCCUACUUCAGCCCCGGGCAGAGCCACGCCAAUGGCAAGAACGUGCAGCCGCUGCGGAUCAACACGGUCCGCAUCUAGUGCUGCAGAGGGAGACCGCAGGCCUGAGCAUGGCCACCAGCGAGAGCCCUGCCCCGGAGAGCGGAGGCCGGGACUCCAGCCCCGCCGGGCCAACUUGAGAUCUCAGGCCAGUUGUUUACCCUCAUUUCCCUGUCUGUAAAAUGGAGGUUUUGCUCCACGAUUCCGAAGCUCUUCCAGCAUUGAUGUUCUGUAGCUCUGACCUUCAUGGGGAUGCAGCUUUGGUCCAAGGAUGUGACAUGGCUUCUCCUCAGGGCAGCCCCUGCCCAACCCUCCUCCCCCUCCUCUCAGGGGCAGGGGACUGCGUCCCUAUGUCUCCCUCCUGCCCACAUGCCCUAAGCUCAGGAUGUGUCAGUUGUUGCCAGCAGUUGGCUGCCUGAAAGAGACACAGAACCCUCUUAUGCUUCCAGGCCUAAGACUUGGCCCUGAUCAAGCUAGUGAUGGGUCGUUUUAUCCUCAAUCCCAGCCCACAGUGGACACAGGCGGUAGCUAGUCCCAGGGUUGCCUGAGAACCACCUUCUCCUUCCAUCCCUGUACCAAGAGCUUCAUGGUUUUCCCACUUAUCUGCGGGUCGAAAUGAUGUUGUGGCCUGUGGAAGGCACCCAGUAGUUAAGCCCACAUGUUACAGUCACUGUGCCACCACCUUCCUGCCCACAGGUCUUAAGGCCAGAUAAUGGCACACCCCGACGUAGGACAAGCAUCACUGGAUGGUGGAGGUCCCCAGCAGCUCCAAACAAGGGUCCAGCCAGGCCUCUGUGGCCAGGCUAGGGUGUAGCGAGGCUGUGGGGAGCAGUUAUUUUAGUCAGGCCCUGAGCACUGGGGUGGGUGUCAGCUGGGCCCCCCUCAUCAAUCUUGGCAUCUGUCUCAGUUGGGAUCCUGUUGCAGAAAACAAGAGCUGCUUUAGCUUUAACAAGGAUUUAUUACCAGGUCCCUAGUGGCUUUGUAAAAUCAUUGGAAGGGCUGGAGGAGCAGACUCUGCUGAAUUUCCAGGAACAGCUCCCAGCCGCCAAAUUCAUCAUGACUUUUGUGACCAGGAACACUGCUCCCAUCUGCAGGAAGCCCCUGCAUCAAGAAGCCGCUGGCUGCAGAACUGCGCUGACUCUCUACUGUCCACGCCAGUCAGUGGAUGUCCUGAGGGCUGCCUCCCCCCAUUCAAUUCGAUUUCCAGAUCCAAAUGUCUACGAGGGAUUCUGUGUGGGGAAACUUAAGUCAGAUCCAGAACCUGGGCUGCAAGGGAGUCUGGGAAAUGUACUUUUCUUCUUUCCAGCCUCAUCCGUACAAAAAGGCACAAUAGAAGAAAGUUAGAAUGGAUGUUGAACAAGCCCACCUUCAGUUUUUGCCAUUGGAAUCCACCUCUAGGCCUUGGCUUUGAAGCAGCAGAGCCUCUAGUUGUCCUGCUCCGUGGCUUUGUCCUUGUCCAGGACAGGGACCCCAGGAGCGGGCCUGCAGGACCAAGCUGAAAUGUCUCCCAUGCCUUAGCUUUUCUUUCUAGUCCUGGGGCCUAGAUUCUGAACUUGAGGUCUCUGACCACACCCAUCUCAAAGGAGCCAGACUAGCUGAACUUGGGGGGCUCCCACCUCACAACUGCUGCCCACUGGGGCCUCCCUUGGGCGGGAGGAAUACUCGGUCUCACCCCACCCAUUCAGCUACCAGAAUCUAGGCCACCACCAGCAGUAUUUUUAUUUUAAAUGUUGCCCAUUUUGUGAGUUAUGAUGAAUUUGUAUUAAAUUAAAGUCACAGGCUGUGAGCGGUCAGUUCCAUUCAUUUUGACACACACAGAGGCCCAUCUAUCCUGGCCCAGGCAGCGUACAUACAUCAGCAUAACUAAACCACAAAGCAACCCUACCAGGUAGAUAGUAUUAUGCCCAUUUUACAGAGGGGGAUAAAUGAGGUUCAUAGAGAGGACAUGACUUGCCUACAGUCCCAUGUCCCACAUCUGGUAAGUGAGUUUAGAACUGAGUGAGCCCAAGGCACUCAUGUCAGAACUUACCAGCCAGGGAAGACUGUCAGUCUUUCCCUGGAGGAGGGUGUGGUGGUAGCCUUGGGAGCAGACAGAGGGGAGAUUAUGAGGCAGUGGCAGGAGCCUAGUCACUGGAACCCCACAGACCUAGGCUUAAAUCCAGGCUUCGUCACUGGAUGCAUUUAGAGAAAUGACUUAACCUCUCUGGACCUCAGUUUUCUCACAUGGAAAAUGGGGAUAAUCACACCAAUCUCACAUAAUUUUUGCUCAGCGGCUCUGUCCUCUGGAGGAGAAGCUGCAAAGUGCAGUGCACUUAGGGAGGACCUGCCUCUCAGAAGGUCCAGGUGCCACCCAGAAUCAGUGCCUGGAACUGUGUGGGUUUUCUGAACCUCUGGACUGGCUCUGCCCCUAAACAGUCUAUCUUCUUCCUUGUGCCUUGUGAGGGGUGUGGGACCACCUAGGCCAGGAAGGUCCCCAGGUCUGCUGUGUCGAAGGCGGUCCAUCCCACCUCUGACUCACGGGGAAGCAGCCUGGCCAGGAGACAGGGCCCUGCAUGUGGACACAAAGUCUGUUCACACUGUAAGUAGAAAGGCCACUGGGACCCCCUGCAGUUGUGCACUGCAGCAGCCUUGGAUACAGGACUCCUGGGCCUAGUCUUUGUUCUGUGCUGACUCAUUUUGUACCGUGAGGGUCCUUUCCACAGUCUCCUCACCUGCAGAAUGAGGGAGGUUAUACUGGAUGCUCUCUGAGGUGGACCUUCACCUAUACCAGGAGGCAGGGAAGGGAAGAGAGGGAAAUACCCCAGUCAUUGAUUUGUUUACUGUUCUAAGAAGAGGGACAUGAACAAGGAGGAGGAGGGGCCAUUGGCAAGGGCAGAGGGAGAGGUCUCUGAUUGGCUGAUGGAGAACACCCCAGUUUACAGAGAAGUUGUAGGGGUUGAUACGGGAACUAGAGUAUCUCCACCCCCCAGCUCCAUGCUCUCAGAUCCCUGUGACUCCCCCAAAGCCACACCCCUCUAUUUUUGCUCAGUGGAUCUGUCCUCUGGAGGAGAAGCACCUCAUCCACGCUCCUUCCUUCGCCUUCCCCCACUCAGUCUCAGCACCAGGUCCAAGAAAGCCUGGUCGCCGCCCAGUCUUCACUCCCAGUUUCCAAGUGUCUGGGAGUAAUUGUAGGGACCUAAUCUGAGCACACAACUGGGGACUCUGGGAAAUCAGGGUACCUCUAAGAGGUAUGAAGUGUCCAGAGAAAUCCUGAAUGAAAGAAUCUGGGGUUAUCAGGCUAAUACCAGGAACUCCACAUCUAACAGGUAAGCAAAGAGGGGAGGUAAAGGCAGCACAGCCUUGGAGAGGAAGGAGGGAUCAGGAAAGAUCUUCCCCAGGGCAGGAAAGAAUUGAUAGAAUGACAGAAACCCCCAUUUGCAUCCCUGUUUGUGGUCAGCAAGCAAAGCGCUAGUACUUUUUGCACCUUCUCUAACAUCAAGACAAGCCCAUGAGGUUGGUAUCAUUAUCUCAGUGUUUGAGCUGGGAAACACUACUUGCCGGGGAAACCACAGCCAGUACUCAGCAGAGCUGGAAAUCAGACCCAGGCCUGUCCAAAGCUGAAGCCCAGUUCUUCACUUACCUCCCUGGAAAUGCUUCUCAACUUCGAGGACCGCUUCAGUGACAGGCAGCAGCCACCAGAACUGUGAUUCCAGGUGGGAGCUUAACCCAGGCUCCACACCAUUGAAUUACGCAAUUGUACCAGGCUCUGCUACCUCAACAAGCCCGUAUGGGAGCAGAGCUAGUGCUUAUUAUUUCAAUUAAGAUUACUUCAUCUAGGGCUUCCCUUGGGGCGCAGUGGUUGAGAGUCCGCCUGCCGAUGCAGGGGACGCGGGUCUGUGCCCCGGUCCGGGAGGAUCCCGCAUGCUGCGGAGCGGCUGGGCCCGUGAGCCAUGGCUGCUGGGCCUGCGCCUCCGGAGCCUGUGCUCCGCAACGGGAGGGGCCACAACAGUGAGAGGCCCGCGUACCGCAAAAAAAAAAAAAAAAAAUUACUUCAUCUAUUUAAUGUGAAGAACUUUCGAAAGAUUGGCCUUACUUCCGUUGUCCUUUUUUCAUAAUAGAAGUCUGUCAGGAAUGGUAUGCCUGUUAGCUCUAGACUUCCAAUAUUCAGCAAAGAUUUAGUAAAAGGCAGAGCUUUAAAUGGGCCUCCUAUUUUUUGAAGAUCUUGCUCAUCAUUUUAAUUAUGAAUAAUGGAGGCAGAGCCUAAGACUAAUAUAGCUUUAAAGAUUGCUCAUGUACAGACAUUUUAAAAUGUUAGGUAUAGUUGAUUCACGCCAAUAGUUAAGAUUAUUAAACCUAGUUGUCAUGAGGUUGAGAAACCAACAAUUUUGUCAUUGAUGUGCAAUUGACAAAAAACAUUAUAGUACUUUCAGCUGUACAAUAUAAUGAUUCAAAGUUUGCAUAUAUUGCAAAAUGAUCACCAUAAUAAAUGUAGCUGACAUUCGUUGCCAUAAAAAAAAAAAAGAAUUAUGCAAUUGUGAGUCAAGUCUCACCUGCAGGCUCUGCCUCAUGUACCUCCCAGGUCAGAGGUGACCUCAUGAAGGCACUAUGUGACCCUGAGCGGGUCCCUCUCCCUUCUUGGACCUCUGUUUCUCCAUCUCUAUCAGGGAGGGGCUAGGGAUCUAGUUAACUGAUUGCCAAGGUACUAGCUCUGAUGGUCCAGGAUUCUGUAAGUCUAAUGUUGGUCCCAGGGCUUGGCCUGCUCAGCACCUAACAAGGCCAUUAGCUCUGGGGUGGUAGCAGGCAGCAGGAACAAAACACAGAGAUAAGGUCUCUUUUGUGUGUUUUUUUUUUUCUUUUUUUUUAAGUGCAAAGAAAGGAUGAAUAGUUGGACCUCGAGUCUCUCCUUUGUUCAUCUCAGCUACUGGUGUACAGGAGUUAAACUACAACAGUCUCCUAUAGAAACACUGAAGUUAAACAGUCUCCCGUUAGCUCAGCUUUGAAAGGGAGAGGGGGAGAGGGCCCAACGUGGGGUGGGGGAAAAGAGAGAGAGAGAGAAGGAGAAGAAGAUGGAGAGAGGAGAUCAGGUCUCUUGACAGCAUAGUCUCAGCUCAAGGGCUCUAGGGAUGGGCCUUCCCUCCUGCCAGAGAGGACAUCCCGGGAGGCUGACUGCUCACACCUGGGCAGAAUUCCUGGCUUCUUCCCCUCCUGCCUGAGUCUUGCCCUGUUCACGAUCCUCAAAUGCUCCACCAGAAUGUCCGUCGCAAAGGACCAUGUCACAGGCUUAAAUGCAGGUGGCCAGGAGUGGUGAGGUCGGGGGAGGGGUGGUGUGCUGGCCAAGGUGCUGAAUUGUCAUUGGCCACCAGGGCAUGAUAAUUUCUCCUUACUCUGGGACACAUACAAUUCUAGCCAGUGUCUCUGGGGGAAAAGGGGUGAUGAGAAGCAGAGCAGAAAUCAGAAG